ACGAGGAAGGAAGGACUUCAGACAGAAGCCGAUUAUUAGCGCACUCGGCAGGCGGUGUGUCUGCUUGGAAAGGAACAAAUCAUGAAGAACGAAGGUAUAGAGGGAAUGGAGCGGUUCGAGAGCCCAGAUAAAGGCAGGGGCCUGCUGGCCGUGGGUCAUUUCGCGGUCGGGGAGCUGGUGUUCGCCUGUCCUGCUUACUCCUACGUGCUGACGGUGAACGAGAGAGGAGCUCACUGUGAGCACUGCUUCACCAGGAAAGAAGAUCUGUUCAAAUGUGGUAAAUGUAAGCAGGCCCACUACUGCAAUGUUGACUGUCAGAGAGGCGACUGGCCAAUGCACAAGUUGGAGUGUGUAGCCAUGAGUGUGCACGGGGAGAACUGGUGUCCAUCAGAGACGGUCAGACUGGUGGCCAGAACCAUCAUGAAACAGAGAGUUACAACAGAGCGCACUCCCUCUGAACGGCUGCUGCUGCUCAAAGAGUUUGAAUCCCACUUGGAUAAGAUGGACAAUGAGAAGCAGGAGAUGAACCAAGCAGACAUAACAUCUCUGCGUUAUUUCUACUCCAAGCACAUCAGUAACCUCCCUGAUGACCAGGCUCUAACUGAGCUUUUUGCACAGGUCAACUGUAACGGUUUUACCAUCGAGGACGAGGAGCUCUCCCAUCUGGGAUCAGCUGUUUUUCCUGAUGUAGCCCUGAUGAACCACAGCUGUAGUCCAAAUGUUAUUGUAACCUACAAAGGCACGGUGGCUGAAGUCAGAGCUGUUCAAGAAAUAAACCCAGGGGAGGAGAUCUUUAACAGCUACAUAGACCUGCUGUAUCCUACAGAGGACAGGAGAGAGAGGUUACUGGAUUCCUACUUCUUCUCCUGCCAGUGCACUGAGUGCACCUCCAGGUCUAAGGACAAGGCAAAAAUGGAGACUAGGAAACUGAGCACCCCUCCAGAACCAGAAGAAGUCAUCUCCAUGGUUUGUUAUGCCAAGAAUGUCAUUGAAGAGUUCAGAAGAGCCAAACACUACAAGACUCCCAGUGAGCUGCUGGAAAUGUGUGAGCUCAGCCUGGAGAAGAUGGGAGCUAUUUUUGUAGACACCAACGUCUAUAUGCUGCACAUGAUGUAUCAGGCCAUGGGCGUCUGUCUCUACAUGCAGGACUGGGACGGCGCUAUGAGCUACGGGGAGAAGAUUGUCCAACCCUACAGUGUUCAUUAUCCUGCCUACUCUCUGAACGUGGCCUCCAUGUAUCUGAAACUGGGUCGUCUGUAUUUGGGCCUCGAGAAAAAGACUCAAGGCGUCAAAGCUUUAAAGAAGGCUUUAAGGAUCAUGGAGGUGGCUCAUGGAAAAGACCAUCAUUACGUAGCAGAGGUCAAACGAGAAAUUAUGGAGCAGAAGUGAAGGAUUAACUGUUCCAAGGAGUAAAAAGAUUUUAACCAAGGUUCUGGAAGGAAAAAUCUAUUUUCAGAAGCAUUAAAUUAUACAUCAUAAAUGCGUGGAAAUGGAAUUAUGAUGCAU
Messenger RNA from Nematolebias whitei (Rio pearlfish), 1506 nucleotides. RefSeq names its product SET and MYND domain containing 2a (gene smyd2a). Gene Ontology annotation, cellular component: nucleus. The transcript is spliced from 12 exons. Lineage: Eukaryota; Metazoa; Chordata; Actinopteri; Cyprinodontiformes; Rivulidae. The record is from RefSeq and is a predicted model, not a curated record. Bases 82 to 1389 code for a protein of 435 amino acids. Gene Ontology annotation, molecular function: protein binding.